ACCCGGAAGGCGGCGGGGCGGGCGGGGUCGGGGCUGCCACGUUGAAGCGCGACCGGGCCGGCCUGCAGCCGCAGCAGCAGGAGCCGGCGCCUCGCUCGGGCCAGCAGGAUGAAGCUCAAGGAGAUUGAUCGCACUGCUAUUCAAGCAUGGAGUCCUGCCCAACAUCAUCCCAUUUACCUGGCUACGGGUACAUCUGCUCAGCAGUUGGAUGCAACUUUCAGUACCAGUGCCUCCCUAGAAAUGUUUGAGCUGGACUUGUCUGACCCUUCACUGGAUAUGAAGUCCUGUGCUACUUUCUCCUCUUCUCACAGGUACCAUAAGCUGAUAUGGGGGCCUCAUCGAAUGGCUUCAGACAGCAGUCUUUCAGGAGUUCUGAUUGCAGGUGGUGAAAAUGGAAAUGUUAUUUUGUAUGAGCCAGCUAAAAUUAUAGCUGGAGACAGCGAAGUCAUAAUUGCCCAGAAAGACAAGCAUACUGGACCAGUAAGAGCUCUGGAUGUUAAUAUUUUCCAGACAAAUCUUGUAGCCUCCGGUGCUAAUGAGUCUGAAAUCUAUAUCUGGGAUUUGAACAACUUUGCCACGCCAAUGACACCAGGAGCUAAGACGCAGCCCUUAGAAGACAUCAGCUGUAUCUCAUGGAACAAGCAAGUCCAGCAUAUCUUGGCAUCUGCCAGUCCUAGUGGCCGCGCUACUGUGUGGGAUCUCAGGAAAAAUGAACCUAUCAUCAAAGUCAGCGACCACAGCAACCGGAUGCAUUGCUCAGGCUUGGCAUGGCAUCCUGAUGUGGCUACACAGAUGGUCCUGGCUUCAGAAGAUGACAAGUUGCCUGUGAUUCAGAUGUGGGAUCUUAGGUUUGCUUCCUCUCCAUUUCGUGUUUUGGAAAAUCAUACCAGGGGUGUUUUGACCAUUGCUUGGAGUAUGGCAGAUUCCGAGUUGUUACUCAGCUGUGGAAAGGAUGCUAAGAUUGUCUGUUCUAACCCUAACACAGGAGAGGUAUUGUAUGAACUUCCCACAAACACACAGUGGUGCUUUGACGUUCAGUGGUGUCCCAGAAACCCUGCUGUCCUUUCAGCAGCUUCUUUCGAUGGGCGGAUCAGCAUUUACUCCAUCAUGGGGGGAAGCACAGAAGGUUUGAGGCAGAAGCAGGUAGACAAGCUCUCCUCCUCCUUUGGAAAUCUUGAUCCAUUUGGUACAGGGCAGCCCCUCCCACCAUUGCAGCUUCCACAGCAGACAACUCCACAAAGCAGUGUUCUACCAUUAAAGAAGCCACCCAAGUGGAUCCGACGACCUGUGGGUGCAUCAUUUUCAUUUGGGGGUAAGCUGGUUACAUUUGAGAAUACAAAGUCCCAGCAGCAGCAAGGAGCUGAGCAGCCACCACACCACCAUGUGUAUGUGAGCCAGGUUGUCACUGAGAAGGAGUUCUUGAGCCGCUCGAAUCAGCUGCAGGAAGCUGUGCAGUCAGAAGGAUUUGUCAGCUACUGUCAGAAAAAAAUGGACGUGGCUCAGACAGAUUUUGAGAAAAAUGUGUGGGCCUUCUUAAAGGUAAAUUUUGAAGAAGAUUCUCGUGUCAAGUACCUUGAACUCUUGGGGUACAGGAAAGAUGAUCUAGGAAAGAAGAUUACUUCUGCUCUGAAUAAAGAGAGUCUAGCAGAUGACAAGCAAGAAGAGGCUCCUAAAGAAUAUGACCAAUCAGUACAAAAUGACAGUGAAGACAGUCACGCCACUGAGGAGCAGUUCCUGGGAGAGAGUACCAAAGAGAAUAAACAGGAGACUGAAGAUCUGACAUCUGCAAAAGAAACAUUUAACAUCUUUGUCAAUGGCGAUGUUGAUGGUUUGAUUACCCAAGCUUUACUGACUGGCAACUUUGAAAGUGCAGUCAAUCUCUGCUUGCACGAUAACCGUAUGGCAGAUGCUAUCAUACUAGCCAUAGCAGGUGGACAAGAGCUUCUGUCUAAGACACAGAAAAAGUACUUUGCCAAGAUGCAGAGCAAAAUCACCAGGCUCAUCACUGCUGUUGUGACCAAGAACUGGAAAGAGAUAGUUCAGUCUUGUGACUUGCAAAACUGGAGAGAGGCUUUGGCUGCUGUGCUGACUUAUGCCAGGCCGGAUGAGUUUGCAGCUCUUUGUGAUCUGCUGGGCACUAGACUUGAAAAUGAAGGGGACAGUCUCCUGCAGACACAGGCUUGUCUGUGUUAUAUUUGUGCUGGGAAUGUAGAGAAACUAGUUUCAUGUUGGACUAAAGCUCAGGAUGCAAGCAGUCCCUUGUCCCUUCAGGACUUGAUUGAGAAAGUAGUAAUCCUACGUAAGGCUGUGCAUCUUACCCAGGCAGUGGACCCUAAUGCUGUGGGGGCUCUGUUGGCUGAGAAGAUGAGCCAGUAUGCGAACCUGUUGGCUGCGCAAGGCAGUAUUGCUGCUGCUUUGGCUUUCCUCCCUGCAAACACCAGCCAGAUUAAUAUUGUGCAAUUGCGGGACAGACUUUGUCAAGCCCACGGAGAACUUCCAGUGGGACCAGAGGCACCAAAGUCACCUUAUGAGAGACGAUCCAUGCCCAAAGGAAGAGUUGGGCCUGCAGCUGGACAAAUGCCAUUGCCCCAAGUACCAGCUCAGCAAUAUUAUCAGCAGGUUAGAAUUGCCCCUACUGUCACUACCUGGAGUAACAAAACUCCUACUGCCCUUCCCAGCCAUCCUCCUGCAGCCUCUCCCUCUGACACACAGGGAGACAAUCCACCACCUCCAGGUUUUAUUAUGCCAUCACAGCAGUCCCCAUCUCCUGGCUACAACAUGUACUCACAAAUUGGGGCGCUAUCAACUUAUCCACAGACGUAUCAGCCAACCCAGCAGUAUUCUUUUGGAACAGGGGGACCAGCUCUUUAUCAGCCCCAACAGCCUGCAGUGCCUCCUGCUUCAACCUCGUACCCUAACCCUUCUCCUAACCCUCCUUACAUGCCUUCCGCUUGUCCACAUUCCAUGCCCUCUCCAUUAUACCCAGCACAGCCUCAGCCCUCUCCAACAAGCUUGAAUCCUGGUGCUUCUUUCCCUCUUCCUUCAACUGGUGCAUCCUUCCAGCAUGGCAGGCCAGGAGCUCCAGCAACUUCUGCCACUUAUGCAUUGCCUACUGGACCAACAGGUACUCUGCCUGCCACCAGUGAGCUUCCUGCAUCCCAAAGAACAGAAAAUCAGCUUACUCAAGACCAGGCCUCUGUCCUGCAAGGACCUCAAAAUGGUUGGAAUGAUCCUCCUGCGUUGAACAGAGUUGCAAAGAAAAAGAAGAUGCCUGAUAACUUCAUGCCUCCUGUCCCCAUCACAUCUCCAAUAAUGAAUCCUCUGACGGAUCCACAAUCCCAGAUGCAGCAACCUCCAACUUCAGCACCACCUGCAGCCCAGGCUGCCUUUCAGCCUUCGCACCUUCCAUUGGGACAGCCUGUUUUACAAAACCCUUUCCAGCCUAUUCAGCAGCCCCUGGGGCAGUCGAUCAUGCCCCCUGCUGUCUCAAAGCCAAGCACUGAGGGGGCACCAGGAGCCCCAAUUGGCAAUACCAUGCAGCUUGUCCAGUCAUUGCCUACAGAGAAGAUAACAAAGAAGCCUAUACCUGAUGAGCAUCUAAUUCUGAAGACCACAUUUGAAGCUCUCAUCCAGAGAUGCUUGUUGUCUGCCACUGAUCCACAAACAAAGAGGAAGCUAGAUGAUGCAAACAAGCGUCUGGAGUUUCUAUAUGACAGACUUAGGGAACAGACACUUUCCCCCACAAUCAUCAAUGGCUUGCACAGCAUUGCAAAGAGCAUUGAAACGAGAAACUACACAGAGGGACUAAACAUCCACACUCAUAUUGUCAGCACCAGCAACUUCAGUGAAACAUCCGCCUUCAUGCCAGUGCUGAAAGUUGUGCUUACUCAGGCCAAUAAGCUGGGUGUGUGAUGUGACCUCCUGACCUCUGCAGAGCUUAUGAUGUCACUUUUUCCAAAGAAGUGCAUUUCUACAAUAUGUGCAAGGCAUGGACCGGGUAUCAGUCCCUAUAGCAUGUUGCGGUAGAAAUCUGAUCCAUGGCAUUAAAUCAUUCCUGCAGAAUAUUUUCACCUUAGAAUGGCCUUUGAGCCCCAGUGCUUUGUUUUUAUUUUAAUCUUUUAUCAUCCCUAAUGAUUCCUGUCUACAGAUAGUAUAUUUAAUGGAUUAUGCCCCAUAUUGUCAAUUUUAAAUGCAUGCUAUACUGCUAAACAGUGGCUUUUAAUAUACAGGAGUACCCUACAGUGACCCUACUCCUAUCAAAGAAGAUGAUAGAUUGUGUAUCAGACCUUAAAACAAGUUCUGUCCCUUACCUCCCUCCCUGUCAUUCCUUCAUAUCCACCAGAUUAAAGUGUCUGAUCCUG
Alligator mississippiensis (American alligator) is the source of this 4361-nucleotide messenger RNA. RefSeq names its product SEC31 homolog A, COPII coat complex component (gene SEC31A). Gene Ontology annotation, cellular component: endoplasmic reticulum exit site; COPII vesicle coat. The transcript has 29 exons. Gene Ontology annotation, molecular function: protein binding; structural molecule activity. Gene Ontology annotation, biological process: COPII-coated vesicle cargo loading; endoplasmic reticulum organization; intracellular protein transport. The record is from RefSeq and is a predicted model, not a curated record. Lineage: Eukaryota; Metazoa; Chordata; Crocodylia; Alligatoridae. Bases 109 to 3912 code for a protein of 1267 amino acids.